This is a messenger RNA of Lontra canadensis (Northern American river otter), 2575 nucleotides long. Its product is annotated as DLA class I histocompatibility antigen, A9/A9 alpha chain-like. The transcript has 9 exons. Gene Ontology annotation, cellular component: external side of plasma membrane. Gene Ontology annotation, molecular function: peptide antigen binding; signaling receptor binding. The coding region runs from base 23 to 1165 and encodes 380 amino acids. NCBI's taxonomy places the organism in Eukaryota, Metazoa, Chordata, Mammalia, Carnivora, Mustelidae. Gene Ontology annotation, biological process: antigen processing and presentation of endogenous peptide antigen via MHC class Ib; immune response; positive regulation of T cell mediated cytotoxicity. The record is from RefSeq and is a predicted model, not a curated record.
GCCGUUUGACCAGACCCCGGAAAUGCACGUCGUGAUGCCCCAAACCGUCCUUCUGCUGCUGUCAGGGGUCCUGGCCGUGACCGAGACCUGGGCGGGCUCCCACUCCCUGAGGUAUUUCUACACCUUCGUGUCGCGACCCCGACGCUUCAUCGCCCUCGGCUACGUGGACGACACGCAGUUCGUGCGGUUUGACAGCCGCGCUGGGAGUGGGAGGAUGGAGCCAAGGGCACCGUGGGUGGAGCAGGAGGGGCCGGAGUAUUGGGACGAGGAGACCCGAAUCGCCAAGCACAAUGCAUGGUAUUACCGAGUGAGCCUGAACAACCUGCGGGACCACUACAACCAGAGCGAUGCCGAGUCUCACACCAUCCAGCGCAUGUACGGCUGUGACGUGGGGUCCUACGGGCGCCUCCUCCGCGGGUACAGUCAGUUCGCCUACGACGGCGCGGAUUACAUCGCCCUGAACGAGGACCUGCGCUCCUGGACCGCGGCGGACACGGCGGCGCAGAUCUCCCGGCGCAAGUCGGAGGUCGAAGGUUACACUGAGCAUGACCGGAACUACCAGGAGGUCACGUGCGUGGAGUGGCCCCGCAGGUACCUGGAGAACGGGAAGGAGAUGCUGCUCCACGCAGAACCUCCCGACACACGUGUGACACACCACCCUAUCUCUAACCGUGAUGUCACCCUGAGGUGCUGGGCUCUGGGCUUCUACCCUGCGGAGAUCACCCUGACCUGGCAGCGGGAUGGGGAAGACCUGACUCAGGACACAGAGCUUGUGGAGACCAGACCUGCAGGAGAUGGAACCUUCCAGAAGUGGGCGGCUGUGGUGGUGCCUUCUGGAGAGGAGCAGACAUACACAUGCCAUGUGCAGCAUGAGGGACUGCCCAAACCCAUCACCGAGAGAUGGGAGCCACCUCCUCCUACCAACCCCAUCACAUGGAUCAGUGGUGGUCUGAUUCUCCUGGUCAUUGCAGUGAUUGCAGUGAUUGGAGUUGGAGCUGUGAUCUGCUGGAAGAUGUGCUCAGGAAGAAGAAGACUAGGCUACUCUCAUGCUGCAGGCGAUGAAAGUGCCCAGGGCUCUAAUGUGUCUCUCACGGCUCCUAAAGAACAAUAUCUUCUAUCAAAAGAUGGCUGUUUUCACUUGGGGGCUCACUGUAGGUGUCCUUGAAAAGCACAAUCUUGGGUAUGAGAAAGAGGAGUCAAGGAGGACCCCCCAAAUUCUGGACUAUGCAAGUGGAAAGAUGGAGCUGCUGUCAGCAGAGAUGAGGAAGACUCUGGAAGGAGCAUUUUUGAGGAGGGGGCGUUACAAGCAUUCCAUGAAGAUAUGAAGAGCUGAGAUAUCUGUUAGAAAUGUCAGUGAAGGAGUUGGCUUGGCCAUCAGAGAAAUGUGGAUGAGGGUGGAAUUUAGGAGAAAGGUCUGAGCUGGAGAAAUAGAUUUUGGAGUGACACCAUGUAAAUGAUGUUUAGUCUUUAGCAUAGAUGAAGUCACCAAGGGGGCAAGGGCCGUAGAAGAGAAAGGGACAAGGACCAAACCCUGGACCCCCCCGGUGCUAAGAGAUCUGAUCAGACCAUACACUCAGAGCAGUCUGCACAGUCCUGGCUCCACGCAUAGACCAGGGAGUCCCAAACCUCCCUGUUCAGAGAAUUCCCAGACAUCCUAUUAAGGCUCACAAAGUGUGGAGUAGAGUAUGAGAUUCUGUAUUUUCCAAAGGUGUGGCUGCUGCUAGUCUUCCCGUCGCACUUUUAGCAGCAGGAAUGUAGAUUGGGAUUCCCUGUGGUUGCGCCUCAACCUUGCUCGUAGGGCUUGUUAAAUAGGUGAUUCCCUAACCUUGUGCCAAAUACUCAGUCUAUGGGUCUGGGGAGAGGCCCGUGUGUUCUGAGAAUCCCCGCGAGCGAGUCUGGUGCUCAGCCGGAUCUGGAGCUGCUGAGGUUGGAGAGGAGAGAAGGCAGGGUGGGGUUUUAAAUCACAUUUAAAUGGGGGUUUUUCCCUGCCUUGGAGAGAAAAGGGAGGAUUUUUUUUUGUCAAUAUGACAUGUGAUGUGAGAUACAUGUCAUUUUCUUACCUUGAGGUGUAUAUAGUCAGGUGGGAGGAGUGGAAGUGGUUCUUAGUUUAGUGUAAGAAACAUCUCUGAAUGCUUACUCCCUGGAACUAUUCCCCUAAUCAACUUUUUGGAGCAAACAAUGGAAUCUAACUUUUUUCUGUUUUGAUAUUAUGUUGGGGAUGGCCACAGAAUAGGCUUGAGGCUACAGAGGCAGGAAUGGGAUAUACCGUCCUACUGUAGGUUGAAGCCACACAGGAACUGCUACAACCAGAGUGAGGCCAAUCCAGUGAGGCUGGCUAGACCGCAGGUCACAAGUCUCCCCAUUUCCCACCGGCCGGCCGGGUCUCCCUGGCUCUGGUUUGGAGCUUCAUCUGGAGGCCUCAGAACCCAUCGGGAGUCUCCACCCAGGGAAUUCGCUCUGUUGUACCUUUGGAAACUGGCUGUGACCAGUCACCACCCAGCAGUGUGGAGCGGAGGGGAGUGGGGAGGCUGUGUGGUUGGGGCUGCCUCUGGGGCAAGGCCAGGGUCUCACUUUC